This is a messenger RNA of Sabethes cyaneus, 5766 nucleotides long. RefSeq lists its product as uncharacterized. The transcript has 2 exons. Gene Ontology annotation, biological process: DNA integration. Bases 1 to 5766 code for a protein of 1921 amino acids. Gene Ontology annotation, molecular function: nucleic acid binding. NCBI's taxonomy places the organism in Eukaryota, Metazoa, Arthropoda, Insecta, Diptera, Culicidae. The record is from RefSeq and is a predicted model, not a curated record.
AUGAACGAGCAUGGUGAGACCACCACGGAAACAGUUCCGGAUAAUAGCAACAUUUUCAGCUGCCCCGCCUGUCAGAGGCCCGACUCCGCCGAUGAUCUUGUCGGCUGCGACAAGUGUGAAAGCUGGUGGCACUAUUCGUGCGCCGGUGUAACCGAUUCCGUUAAAGAUCGCCAGUGGUAUUGCACUAAAUGCUUUCCACAAACAGCAAAAUCAUGUUCCAAUGCCUCGUCGUCGGCUUCUCGAAAAGUUCGACUGGAAUUAAAUAUGAAGCAGUUGGAGGAACAACGAGAUCUCGAUAAGAAGUUGUUAGAGCUGCAAUUGGAGAAGAAGUACGUUAAGGAGAAAUACCAAUUGAUGGAGGAUUCGCUGCUCGAAGAGGGUGAAACCCGCAGUGUUCGAAGUCGAAUCGACGAGAUUGAGUCUCGAAAGAAGCAAGUCACUGACUGGGUGAAGGACCAAACGGCAGAGCGAGUAAAAUUGGAUGCGCAGUGCGCUCCCUUAGUGGUACCAGCAAAGGCAACGCCGGAAAAUUCGUCGGUUCCCAAGGAUAAAAAUAUAUCCACCGCUAUUAUCGAAGAGAAAGAAGAAGAAGUGACUCACGGUGAGAAUAGAAUUCCACCAGUCAUCCCGAAAAAUGACGCCUUCCGUAAUUUACAACGAAAGCUGAAAAUCUGCCAGGAGUUCCAACAACCAAAUUUAGAGCAGAUACAAGAACUGCAAGAGCAGCUGCAACUGUGCAUGCUGCAAUUGCAACAACAGUCCACGCCUGUUUCUUCUCGACCUGCAGACACCUCGAAAGGAGCUGUACCGAAAGCAUCUGCCAUCGAUCAUCCCAAACAGCAAAACUGUAAGACCUCCGCUGAUUCGAUGCAGCAGUCUAAACAGUCCGGACAAGUCCAGCAGCAAAUUAACGUCAUUGACAUUGUAAGCGAACCUUCCACCAGGGAGAAGCAGCGAAAUGCUAUGCAGCAGCAAAAUCAACUCGCGCUCUCACCGCCGAUCAAUCCGCUUCAUUCAGAAGUGAGAGAUCCUGUUUCGACACUUAAUUCUAAUGCCAACAGGACACCAGGUCCAUCCCCAGUGCAACUUGCAGCCAGACAGGUGAUGCCCCGGGAUUUGCCGGAAUUCUCUGGCGACCCUGAAGAGUGGCCGAUGUUUGUAAGUAGCUACAACAACACCACAUCUGCUUGUGGCUACAACAAUGCCGAAAAUCUCUCUCGGCUUCAGCGGUGUUUGAAAGGUGCUGCACUCAAGUCGGUCAGGUACUACCUCAUGUCACCAGAAUCGGUCCCGGAUGUUAUGCGGACCCUACAAACUCUAUACGGCCGUCCCGAGAUGAUAAUCGGCAAGCUCAUCAAAACCGUGCGUGAAACGCCCUCUCCAAAACCAGAAAAACUGGAGACACUGAUCGAGUUUGGAAUGGCAAUACGGAACCUAACCCAACAUCUCAUCGUUGCCGGUCAACAAGCCCACCUUUCCAACCCGAUUCUAUUGCAGGAGCUUGUUGAAAAACUUCCUGCUGGUGUAAAGUUGCAGUGGGCUCAAUAUCUGCAAAAUCAUCCUGUAGCAUCGUUGCAAAUUUUCAGUGAGUUCAUGACGACAGUAGUGGAUUCUGUCAGUAAAGUUGUUGUAUAUGCGGGACCGACACAGAAAAACGAAACUCCAAGAGGUCGUGAAAAGGGAUUUGUCCAUACGCACGCCGAGAUAAGCGGACAGGGCGGAAUGCAAGCAGAAUCAAAACGCUGUCCAGUUUGUAGCAGAGAGGGUCAUCGUGUAGCUGAUUGUGCUGUUUUCAAAAAAGGUAGUACUGAGAAUCGAUGGAAGAUAGUUCUUACUUUUAAAUUGUGCCGUACCUGCUUCAAUUUCCAUGGUCGUCGAACUUGUAGGAGCACUCGUCGUUGUGGUGUCAACGGUUGUGAAUUCCGCCACCACGCGCUACUCCACUCUACUCCCAUCUCACCCACCACAUCGGGAAGCCUGGGUGCCUAUCAGCCUUCCGAAAACCACGCUUACCACCAUUGCGGACAGUCGGUACUGUUUCGUAUUAUUCCCGUCAUCAUUCACGGGCCCUCAAAGUCCGUCAAAGUAUUCGCUUUUCUCGACGAAGGUUCUUCGGCGACAUUGCUUGAACACAGUCUUGCAGAACAGUUGGGAAUUGAGGGACCGGAGCAUUCGCUUAAAGUGGACAGCAAAUAUGUCACGAUUAGAACUCUGCGCUUUGGGGAACUGCAACGUAAAUUUCACCAUUUAGCAGGUCUUUCCGUCCAAAGUUACGAGAACGCUACACCACGUCUGUUGCUAGGACUUCGCGACAUUGGCCUCGCUGUUCCGCAGGAGACGAGAGAAGGAGAUCGUGGACCGGUAGCUACCAAAACGCGUUUAGGUUGGUGUGUUUAUGGGAGUCUCGAUCACCAGCCAAAACCAGAACAUGUCAAUUAUCACAUCUGUGAUUGUGACAUCAAUGGGAAAUUCGAUACCCUGAUGCGAGAGUAUUUCAACGCAGAUUUCGUUGGAACGCAACCACCUACGAGCAUCGAUUCCGAAGAAAACAAAAGGGCACGUCGGAUUUUGGAUGAGACAACAUCUAGAAUUGGCGAUCGGUUUGAAACUGGCCUAAUCUGGCGAUUCGAUGAGGUCGAUCUGCCAGACAGUUUUCCCAUGGCUCUGCAGCGUUUGAAAUGCCUGGAACGACGUAUGCAACGAGAUGAAACACUAAAAGAGAAUCUUCAUCGCCAGAUCCGGGAGUACCAGGAAAAAGGGUACGCCCAUCGAGCAACGGAAAAAGAAAUGCAGUCGGCUAAUCCAAAGCAGGUGUGGUAUCUUCCCAUCAGCGCUGUAACCAACCCUAACAAGCCAGGGAAAGUCCGUUUAGUUUGGGAUGCCGCAGCGAAAGUUGAUGGCAUCUCACUGAAUACACUCCUUCUGUCGGGUCCUGAUCUUUUGGUUCCGCUCCCGCACGUCUUGUUCCACUUCCGUCAAUUUCCGGUCGCCAUCUCCGCUGACAUCAAAGAGAUGUUUCAUCAGAUCCGCAUCGUUGAAGCUGACCGUCAAUAUCUGCGGUUUCUGUGGCGUGAUAGUCCCGACCGUCCUCCAAAUGUUUAUAUUAUGGACGUUGCAAUUUUCGGAGCAACCUGUUCGCCGUCAUCCGCACAAUUCGUUAAAAAUACGAAUGCGGAAGAGUUUUCGGAGCAUUUUCCUAGAGCGACCAACGAAAUCCUGAAAUCCCACUAUGUGGAUGACUACCUUAGCAGUUUUGAGACGGUUGAGGAAGCAAAAGCAGUCGCCGCGGACGUAAAGAUGGUACACUCCAAAGGCGGAUUUGAAAUUCGCAACUGGGCAUCAAAUAGUCCUGCAGUUUUGGAUCAUUUGGGCGGUAGGUUAGCAGAAACUACAAAAGAACUGAAUUUGACGGGAAGAGAUAGCACUGAGCGGAUGUUGGGAAUGCUCUGGCGGUCUACUGAGGACGAGCUAAGAUUUUCGACGAUUUUUCGGAAAGAGAUUGCAGCACUCAUCGAUUCUGAAACGAGACCAACUAAACGACAAAUCCUCAAAUGCGUCAUGAGCCUGUUUGAUCCGCUCGGACUUCUGGCGUCAUUCCUGGUCCAUGGCAAGAUGUUGAUGCAGGAAGUGUGGAGGACAAAAAUACAGUGGGACGAGCGAGUCGACGAUCGUAUCUACAACCGUUGGAAGAAAUGGAUCGCAUUGUUCAGCAAAGUUGGGGAGAUACGAAUUCCCCGCUGCUAUUUUGUGAAUGCAAAUUCUGAUUUGUAUGAAUCUCUCGAGGUCCAUGUGUUCGUGGAUGCCAGCGAAGAUGCGUACUCCGCCGUGGUCUAUUUUCGAGUUAGGGCUACAGAUGAUACCGUUCAAUGCACUUUAGUUGCAGCAAAAACGAAAGUCGCACCUAUACAACACGCUACAGUUCCUCGGCUUGAGUUGAUGGCUGCACUACUGGGAGUUCGACUCGCAAACUUCGUGGCCGAAGGUCAUACCGUAUCUUUUCGACGACGAAUCUUCUGGUCCGAUUCGAGGACCGUAUUAGCUUGGAUUGGGUCCGAGCACCGUCGUUUUCGUCAAUUUGUUGCCUGUCGAGUCGGUGAAAUUUUGUCAUCAACAAACGCGAACGAUUGGAGAUGGGUGCCAAGUAAGCUCAACGUGGCGGACGAAGCCACUAAGUGGGGGAUAGGCCCUUGCUUUGACACUUCCAGUCGCUGGUUUCAAGGUCCACUAUUCUUAUACUCGGACGAGCUGUGUUGGCCACAAACCGUACCAGAGAUUUUUUCUACCGACGAGGAGCUACGUCCAUGCAACGUUCAUCAAGUGGAACUCGUACCACUUAUUCAAUUUGAGCGUUUUUCGAACUGGUAUCGCUUGCUGCGGUCCGUGGUUUAUGUAAGACGAUUCGUCAACGCUUGCAGAAGAAGAAUAGGAGAAUCUUUCACAAAGAAAAUUUUGACUCAGCAUGAAAUGAAGGAUGCUGAAAAUUUAUUAUGGAGAAUGAUUCAGUUGCAAGCAUACGCGGACGAAAUCAACAUUAUCCAAGACAACAAGAGUUUGCCCUUUGACAAACACCAGCCAGUCGACAAAUCAAGUGUACUGUAUAAACUAACACCGAUAUUGGAUGAUCAAGGAGUACUGCGAGUCGAUGGUCGCAUAGGGGCCCUUCAGGUAGCCUCGGUGGAUCAAAGAUGUCCCAUCAUACUACCAAGGCAGCAUUACAUGACAUUCUUGUUAAUAGACAGCUAUCACCGGAAGUAUUUACAUGCCAACUCUGAAACGAUAGUCAACGAAGUUCGGCAACGCUUCUACGUACCACGGCUCCGAGUAUUGGUAAAAAGCGUGGCGAACCGAUGUCAGUGGUGUAAAAUAAAGAAAGCUCGACCCUCCGUUCCUCGAAUGGCACCGCUACCUGUAGCGCGACUGUCCCCGUUCAUUCGCCCAUUUAGCUAUGUUGGCUUGGACUACUUUGGUCCGAUAAUCGUAAAAGUGGGCCGCGCCAACGCCAAAAGGUGGAUUGCACUUUUCACGUGCCUUACAGUACGUGCUGUACACGUGGAGGUAGCCUUCGACUUAUCUACAAGGAGCUGUAUAUGUUGUAUUCGACGUUUCAUUGGUAGGCGAGGAGCACCGAUCGAAAUUUACUCCGAUAAUGGGAGAAACUUCACGGGAGCGGAGCACAUCUUGAAGGAGCAAGUUAAGCGUAUUCACGAAGACACGGCAGUCAUUUUUACAAACGCUGACACGAAGUGGUUUUUCAUUCCGCCGCUCACUCCCCACAUGGGCGGUUCUUGGGAGCGCUUGGUGCGGUCCAUCAAAAUAGCAAUGAACAGUCUCCCGCAAGAGCGCAGGUUCGACGAUGAAGCCUUGUACACCGUAGCCGUAGAUGCCGAAGCUAUUGUAAACACACGACCGUUAACUUAUCUACCUCUGGAUGCGGCCGAGAAGGAAGCGCUUACGCCAAAUCAUUUUUUACUCGGUUCUUCUAGUGGCGUAAAGCAACCAACAGUAAAAAUGAUCGAUUCAGUUAAAGCCAUUAGUGGCUCGUGGCAUAUGAUCCAGCAUACCUUGGAUCUUUUCUGGAAACGCUGGAUCAGAGAGUAUCUGCCUACUCUGACAAAACGAACCAAGUGGUUCGGAGAGACGAAAGUGGUGCAGCCCGGAGAUUUGGUUCUGAUCAUCGACGAGUCUAGGCAAAAUGGAUGGCUUAGAGGAAAAGUAUUGACGGUGGUUCCAGGAAAAGACGGCAGAGUAAGACAAGCAGUAGUUUAG